AGAGCGGCCUCUGCCUGCUGCAGCGCCUCCCAAUUGAUUGUGCAGCAGCUGCCGAACACGGACAGCGUGGGAGCCAAGCACGACAAACGCGGGAAAAUGGCCGAAGCGACGGCCCGGGCAGCCUCCAUCAAACGCUACGGCGAGGCCCUGGGCGACCCGGCCCUUGCUGAGCAAUGGGUGCAGACAUCACCCGCAGGCGUGGACGACGUCGAUGCGUGGAUCGAGGCCGGCCGCCGCAGCGCGCCGGCCGUCGAGGCCGUCGCCGCGGCGCCGCCACGGCCUGCUCUCGACAAGGCGCCGCUGCCAUCCGUGCUCGACAAGGCGGACGAGGAGCGGCUGGCAAAGGCUUACGCGGACAAACUCCUGGGCUGCGACGCGCACGACGCGCCGGCGUGGGUCCGCGCCGCCGCGGCCGCCGACGACGCGGGGGCCGCCGCCGCGUGCUGCGCGAGCGCCCUCCCCGCAUCGGAGGGCAGCCUCGGAAAGGAGGACGUCGAGCGGCUAUCCAAGGCUUACGCGGCCAAAAUCCUGGGCUGCGACGCGCACGACGCGCCGGCGUGGGUCCGCGCGGCCGCGGCCGCCGACGACGCGGGGGCCGCCGCAGCGUGCUGCGCAAAUGCCCUCCCCCCGAGCAGCCUCGACAAGGCGGACGUCGAGCGGCUAUCCAAGGCCUACGCGAACAAAAUCGCGUGUGAGGAUCCCUACCCGUACGCUGCGCGGGGCGUCGAGCAGGAUCGGGUCCCGUACGCGUACGCCGCCGACGACGACACCGAGGCCCGGCAACAGUGCAAGAUACUGCUCUUGGACGCGUUCGACGACGACGCCGCGAAAGAGCGCCUGCGGGAGAAGGGGUUCGCGCUGGCGGACGACGACGAGGUCGAGGCUCUGGAGCGGGAGCGCUGCCUGCGAGCGUUCAGCGAACAUCGGUCGCCGGCAGCUGUCCCCGUGGAGGGUACGUAG
Pelagomonas calceolata is the source of this 960-nucleotide messenger RNA. The record is from the annotation of a GenBank genome assembly. Lineage: Eukaryota; Pelagophyceae; Pelagomonadales; Pelagomonadaceae.